AUGGCUUCUACUAAUAAUCAUCCUUUUCUAUCAAGUGCCGCAGCAGAAGUACCGGGCAACAACGGUUUGAUGCCUCUAGCCAGAAAGCAUGUUGUAAUUCGUUACGUUGUGGACAACUUUAAAUUUUUGAAUGUGCGCUGUAAAUCCAAUGAAAAUGAUUUAGGACGAAUUCGUCUGGCAUAUUUGCAAUCUUGGGGUUUCAGAUUUCAUGUCAACAUAUCGAAAUCUACAAAAUUUCAUUGUCAUUUUUGGUGGAAAGGAGAGGUCCGUAAGAGUGAACCUAAGUAUUUUUCUCUAAUAUGCCAACAAUGUAUUUGGGAAGUGGGCUACUAUAAUGAACACACUAUUUGUCGUAUAAACCGCGAUAGAUCAUUGCCUUACUGUUUCCUAAUGGAUGAUCAUCCUUAA
Molecule: messenger RNA, 408 nt
Organism: Camelina sativa (false flax)
Lineage: Eukaryota; Viridiplantae; Streptophyta; Magnoliopsida; Brassicales; Brassicaceae
Source: RefSeq, a predicted model, not a curated record